Lepus europaeus (European hare) is the source of this 1678-nucleotide messenger RNA. RefSeq names its product major facilitator superfamily domain containing 5 (gene SLC61A1). The transcript has 2 exons. Lineage: Eukaryota; Metazoa; Chordata; Mammalia; Lagomorpha; Leporidae. The coding region runs from base 126 to 1478 and encodes 450 amino acids. Gene Ontology annotation, biological process: molybdate ion transport. Gene Ontology annotation, molecular function: molybdate ion transmembrane transporter activity. The record is from RefSeq and is a predicted model, not a curated record. Gene Ontology annotation, cellular component: membrane.
CGGGAGCGCUGCUGGAGCCCGAGCCGAGCCGGAGCCACAGCUGGGCGGGCGGCCGGGCGGCCUGGAGCCGGACGUGUCCGGAGCGUCCCCGCAGACCGGGGCAGCAGGUCGUCCGGGGGCCCACCAUGCUGGUGACUGCCUACCUGGUUUUUGUGGGUCUCCUGGCCUCCUGCCUGGGGCUGGAGCUGUCGAGAUGCCGGGCCAAGCCCCCUGGACGGGCCUGCAGCAACCCCUCUUUCCUUCAGUUCCAACUGGAUUUCUAUCAGGUCUACUUCUUGGCCCUGGCAGCCGACUGGCUGCAGGCCCCCUACCUCUAUAAACUCUAUCAGCAUUACCACUUCCUGGAGGGUCAGAUCGCCAUCCUCUAUGUCUGUGGCCUUGCCUCCACAGUCCUCUUUGGCCUGGUGGCUUCCUCCCUCGUGGACUGGCUGGGUCGCAAGAAGUCUUGUGUGCUCUUCUCCCUCACUUACUCUCUGUGCUGCUUAACCAAACUGUCUCAGGACUACUUUGUGCUAUUGGUGGGCCGAGCCCUCGGGGGGCUGUCCACAGCCCUGCUCUUCUCGGCCUUCGAGGCCUGGUACAUCCAUGAGCACGUGGAGCACCAUGACUUCCCCGCUGAGUGGAUCCCAGCCACCUUUGCCCGAGCUGCCUUCUGGAACCACGUGCUGGCUGUAGCGGCAGGCGUGGCAGCCGAGGCUGUGGCUAGCUGGAUGGGGCUGGGACCCGUGGCUCCCUUCGUGGCCGCUAUCCCUCUCCUGGCCCUGGCUGGCUCCUUGGCCCUCCGCAGCUGGGGAGAGAACUAUGACCGGCAGCGAGCCUUCUCAAGGACUUGUGCCGGAGGCCUGCGCUGCCUCCUGUCGGACCGCCGCGUGCUGCUGCUGGGCACCAUACAAGCCCUGUUUGAGAGUGUCAUCUUCAUCUUUGUCUUCCUCUGGACGCCCGUGCUGGACCCACACGGGGCCCCACUGGGCAUUGUCUUCUCCAGCUUCAUGGCAGCCAGCCUCCUUGGCUCUUCCCUGUACCGCAUCGCCACCUCCAAGAGGUACCACCUGCAGCCCAUGCACCUGCUGUCCCUUGCUGUCCUCAUCGUCGUCUUCUCUCUCUUCAUGUUAACGUUCUCCACCAGCCCGGGCCAGGAGAGUCCAGUGGAGUCCUUCAUAGCCUUUCUGCUCAUUGAGUUGGCGUGCGGGCUCUACUUUCCCAGCAUGAGUUUCCUGCGGAGAAAGGUGAUCCCCGAAACAGAGCAGGCUGGCGUCCUCAACUGGUUCCGGGUGCCCCUGCACUUACUGGCCUGCCUGGGGCUCCUCGUCCUCCAUGACAGCGAUCGGAAGACAGGCACCCGGAACAUGUUCAGCAUCUGCUCUGCCGUCAUGGUGAUGGCUCUGCUGGCCGUGGUGGGACUCUUCACCGUGGUACGGCACGACGCCGAGCUGCGAGUGCCCUCACCCUCCGGGGAGCCCUACGCCCCUGAACUCUAGCCCUGGUCCGCGACGAGGGGCCCGGGGUGGACUCUUGACCCCGCCUCUCCAGGGUUGCACGGAUCUUGCUGAAACUGACUCCUGGCAGUGCUUUGGGUUGGGGAGAACGUGGGGGUGGUGGACUGGAAAGAGGGUGCCACAAGUUGCCUCUGUGUUGCUCCCUUUCCCCUUCCCAUUUAAAAAUAAACAUUUUUAGCUGA